AUGCUUGUUCAGGACAUUUGGCGAACAAACAUAACGUGGGACGAAGUUCUUUCGAUAGAACUUAGUAAAAAAUGGCAAGACUGGUUACAAGAAGUAAAAUGUCUGCAGAGCUUCACCAUACCUCGAUGCUAUUUUAACGUCAAAACAAUUGAAGAAGUUGAACUCCAUACGUUUGUUGAUGCUAGUGAAGAGGCCUAUGCAGCAGUUUCAUAUCUACGCCUUGGAUGUGCCAGAGGUACUUACAAGACCAUGCUUGUUAUGGCACGUGCCAACGUAGCACCACUCAAACAAACAACCAUUCCCCGACUAGAACUCCAAGCUGCUGUUCUUGGAUGCAGAAUAGCUUGUAGCAUCAUAAAAGACAUUGACUUAACUAUUUCUCGUCAGAUAUUUUGGUCAGAUUCUGUAACAGUUUUGCACUGGCUGAAAUCCGACCCUAGACAAUUCAAACAGUAUGUUUCCAAUAGAAUUGGAGAAAUUCAAGAUUUGUUUAAACCUGAAGAAUGGAGAUGGGUUCCAUCAAAACAGAAUCCGGCAGAUGUUGCAACUAGAAGUAACAAAAAGUUUACAUCAGCCAUGCAUUCUGAAUGGAUUCACGGACCCUCAUUUCUAAUGCGAGAAUCUAGUGACUGGCCAAUACAACCGUCCAAACCGUACAAAGUCAAGGAAAAUGAAGAAAGAAAGAAGAAAUUCGUCGGAGUUGUGAACAGUGAUGAAACCCCUCCUCUUCUGACAGUUGAAAACUUUUCUUCUUGGGAAAAAGUGACACGUGUAUUAGCAUGGGUACACAGAUUUGUUAGCAUGCUAAGGUCCCAUACUACCACCACCACCAAAAAGAAACUGAAAACGGUCAACGUAGAUUUUGGAAAUAUACCAGAACUUCAACCAGAGGAAAUUCAAAAAGCUGAACAGAACUUGAUAUCAAUGUCUCAAAAGGCAAGCUUCAAUGAAGAAAAGAAUUUACUGCUGAAUAGCAAACCGCUACCAAAGUCCAGUAGAAUAUUCUCUUUAAAUCCCUUCAUUGAUCAGUCUCUAAUAAGAAUGUCGAGUAGAAUACAUAGUUCACCAGAAAUAAGCGAAGAACAAAAGCAUCCUAUCAUUUUAUACGGCAAAAGUCAUACGGCUAAACUAAUCGUAAAAAUGUUUCACGAGAAAUGUUUCCAUCAGGGCAUCGAGACUGUUAUCAAUAUGACUAGACAACACUUCUGGAUCUUAAACGUACGAUCAGUCGCCAAGAAAGUUCAAAGGAGCUGCAUGAGGUGUAGCAUAGACAAUGCCAAACCUUAUCCUCCUCAGAUGGCUGCACUACCACAGUUAAGGACCUCAAAAGUGCAACAUCCAUUCUUCUACACUGGAGUGGAUUAUUUCGGACCUAUCGAAGUUACUGUUGGCCGCAGACAUGAAAAAAGAUAUGGUGUGCUAUUUACCUGUUUAUCCACUCGAGCAAUUCACAUCGAAACGGCUCAUUCUCUUAACACAGAGAGUUGUAUAAUGGCGAUUCAACGAUUCAUCAGCCGAAGACCAGUUCCCUCAGAACUAUAUUCCGACAAUGGCACAAACUUUGUAGCUGCAGAUAGGGAACUUAGAAACGCUGUAAAGUCACUCAAACAUGAAAAGAUCCAAAAAGACGUGGUGAACUACGGGAUAAAGUGGAAUUUCAUUUGCCCGCGAGCACCACAUAUGGGAGGCUGCUGGGAAAGACUUGUUAGGUCUGUAAAGACCGCAUUAAGGAGUGUUAUGCGCUGCCAGUACCCAAAAGACGAAGAGCUUCAGACUUUCAUGGUUCGCGUUGAAUUUAUAAUAAAUUCUCGCCCACUCACUCAUGUUUCUCUGGAUCCCAAUGACCCCGAACCAAUCACACCAAACCAUUUUCUAAGAGAAGCUUACAAAAUCAACCUAAACGAAGACCAACUGUGUAAACGACAAUUAGCUCGUGUUAAAUUACUCCUAGACGGCUUCUGGAAGAGAUGGGUGCACGAGUACCUUCCAUGCCUUUCAAGACGGUGCAAAUGGCACAAGAAAUUGGACCCACCAAAGAUUGACGAUCUUGCAAUAAUAAUUGAGGAAAACUGCCCAAGAAAUACUUGGCCCCUUGGCCGAAUCUCGGCUGUCUACCCAGGUCAUGAUGGCCAAGUACGAAUAGUAGACAUAACAACAUCAAAAGGAACUUAUCGCCGGCCUCUGACUAAAGUUGCAGUCCUUACCGUUGGAGGGGAAAACAUGUAA
Macrosteles quadrilineatus (aster leafhopper) is the source of this 2226-nucleotide messenger RNA. RefSeq lists its product as uncharacterized. The coding region runs from base 1 to 2226 and encodes 741 amino acids. The transcript has a single exon. NCBI's taxonomy places the organism in Eukaryota, Metazoa, Arthropoda, Insecta, Hemiptera, Cicadellidae. The record is from RefSeq and is a predicted model, not a curated record. Gene Ontology annotation, molecular function: nucleic acid binding. Gene Ontology annotation, biological process: DNA integration.